AUGGACUCUAAGUUAGUCUCUGAAUCCUUUGUUUUCAAUUCUAUUCCUAAAUGGAUAAAACUUGGUAGGAUUCCUAUGGAGUUAUGGAUAAAUAUCAGAUUGGAUGUUGUUGCUAGUGCUAUAGGCAAACAUCUAUCUUUAGAUCUAGCUACUAAGGAAAGACGAAAACUUUCAUUUGCGCGAGUUUGUGUUGAAUUAAAUGUGGAGUCUCCUAUGCUUGCUGAAAUUACAGUUAACCUUAGGAGAGUGGAUUUCAUUGUGACUGUGAAUUAUGAAUGGAAGCCUCGAAAAUGUAAUUUGUACCGUGCCUUUAGGCAUUGUAGUGGUAAGUGCCCUAGGAUUGUGGAGAAUAAAGUACAUCAUGAGGAGGAAGUGAGGAAGUUGGAGGAAGGUGAGAUUAAUAGCUCCCUCAUUAGGCCUACAAAGGAAAAGGGGGUGGGUAAUCAGGAUGAUUUUACUCUUGUCAUUGGGAAGAAAUGGGAGUUGGUUUAUGUUCGAUAUAAGGGUAAAAGUGUGGAUGUGACUAUGCCUAACUCUUUUGGCAACCUUAUGGAGUUGGGUAAGGGAGACAAGUGGGCCUUGUCUAUAGUGGAAGGCUCCGCUCUUCCCUUACAAGUGGAUGAUACCACUAUGGUUCUUAAGGGCAUGCGCUCAGAUGUUCGGGAAGAAAACUUUGGUUUUAUCUCCAAUAGGUUUGGAAAUUCGUGGGAUUUCACUAGUAACUAUAGUAGCAGUGAGAUUGGUCGUAUGUGGGUAAUGUGGAAGAAGAGUCGCUUCGUUCUUACUCCUGGUGAGGAGGAAGAUCAGUUUGUCUCUAGGUCAUUAACUGAUCUACUAUCUGGGGAUUGUGUAGAGGUACUGUGUGUUUAUGCCUUUAAUAAUAAUGUUGAGAGACGUUUGUUGUGGCGUCGUAUGGGUGAGAUCUCUUCUAGAUGGACGAGACCAAAUGAUGUCAUUGGUGACUUUAAUGCCAUUAGGCUUCACUCUGAAGCUUUUGGUGGAUCUUCUGUUACUGGUUAUAUAGAGGAGUUCGAUAUGGUCAUUCGUGAGGCUGACCUAGUUGAACCAUCAAUACAGGGCAACUAG
Cucumis sativus (cucumber) is the source of this 1086-nucleotide messenger RNA. RefSeq lists its product as uncharacterized. The transcript is spliced from 3 exons. Bases 1 to 1086 code for a protein of 361 amino acids. Lineage: Eukaryota; Viridiplantae; Streptophyta; Magnoliopsida; Cucurbitales; Cucurbitaceae. The record is from RefSeq and is a predicted model, not a curated record.